ACCAGACAUUAGAGCUGGAAAAAACAUCGGCGAUGUAUCGAUACAUCGAAGUUUUUCGAAAAUCGGGAACAUCGAGGUUUCAAAACAUCGAUGUUCGAUGUUUCCUCUUUACCCAUCACUACUUGGCAGGAAAAAAUCUUGAUUACAGUCUGAUUCCGAAAGUGUGUUGGUGUUGGCGGCGCUCAGAAAUGGAGAAGGCUUUGAAAGAGCAGAAUAACAAUGUUGCCUGUCAAGAGGAAGAAAGCGACAGUACGGUCCCAAGUAAGCGGAAAAAAUAUGGGAAGUCUUCUGUGUGGAACUUUUUUAACAAAUCGGCUGAUGGCAGGACAGCCAAAUGUAUUAAAUGUGGCAAAACGUACCAAACAAGUGGCAAUACGACAAACUUGUCUUGCCACUUGAAAAACAUUCAUCCUAAUUUAACAAUUAGUGAAUUGCCAAGAGUACAACAGCCGUCAGUCCUUUCAUUUAUGGAGAAAAAGUACGAAAAGUCGUCGAACCGAAAACAACAAUUGGACAGUGCCUUGUUCUAUUAUAUUACAUCAGACUUGCGCUCUUUCACAGUGGUGGAAAAUAAAGGCUUCCGCAAUUUUGUAAACCUCCUCGAUCCAAGGUAUGAAUUGCCUUCACGUACGACCUUAAGAAAUGUUUCGAUGGCAAAUGCAUACGAAGAAAAGAAGGCCAGGUUGUACGCCUUUUUACAAGACGUCAAGCACUGUGCAAUCACUUCAGAUUGCUGGACGUCAAGGUCCAACGAGUGCUACGUUACUGUGACGUGCCAUUUUAUAACAGCGGAUUUCGAAUUACGCAACGCUGUUUUGUCCACAGAAAAGCUCCUCGACGAAAGGAGCCAUUCUUCCGAGAGUAUUGCAAACUUAAUACGCACAGUACUCGAGGAAUGGAGCCUUUUAGGAAAGGUCACCGCUAUGGUCACAGAUAACGCUAAAAACAUGAUAAAAGCAUGUGAGAUACUGCAAAUAACGCAACGGUGCACACAUCCGCCAGUACUUAUGUCACAGUGUCUUCAGUGAUUCCGGUUAUUUGUGGAAUUUUACACAAUUUAAACUCCACAAAAACCAAACUCCAGACUAAGGUGGGUCGAGAUGUCUGUGAUGACAUACUUCAAGGGGUCAAUACAAGAUUGGUCCCCUAUGAAAAUCGUACUGUAACAAGAAUGACCACGAUUUUAGACCCUCGCUUUAAAAAGGAGGGAUUUUGGAAUCCAUUUAAUUCCUCCCAAGGAGUUAAAUCAUUAGAGGAUGAACUGUCGCGCAUCAAUGCUCAAUCAAAAGCUUCCACAUCAAGCCCGCCAACACCAGAAUCCACAGCAGAGUCUAACACACUAUUCAGUUUCUUACAAACAAACAAUAUUCAAAAAAUCCAAACCGGUCGCGUGGAUUCCAUAUUAGCUUUGAAACAAUAUUUAAAUGGUACUUAUUUGGAGCCUGCACAAAACCCUUUGGAUUAUUGGAAGAUAUCAAAUGACAACGGUUUCAAAAAUGCGUUUUUAAAUACUUCUGCGUUCCGGCCACCUCUACUGAAAGCGAGAGGAUGUUCAGUAAGGCCGGGCUUAUUAUCAGCGAAAAGCGAAGCUCGCUUAAGGCUAAAAACGUCAAUAUGUUAUUAUUUUUAAACAAAAAUGACUGGAUUUCUUAAGUUAAGUUAUUUUCUUAUUCUUUUGAGUAGAACUCGAUAUUGUUUUUUAUUUUAAUUUUUAUUGAAUUGUGAUUUAGUUUUUAUUUUGG
Drosophila gunungcola (fruit fly) is the source of this 1742-nucleotide messenger RNA. RefSeq names its product E3 SUMO-protein ligase ZBED1-like. Bases 33 to 1028 code for a protein of 331 amino acids. NCBI's taxonomy places the organism in Eukaryota, Metazoa, Arthropoda, Insecta, Diptera, Drosophilidae. The record is from RefSeq and is a predicted model, not a curated record. The transcript is spliced from 4 exons. Gene Ontology annotation, molecular function: DNA binding.